This is a messenger RNA of Caenorhabditis bovis, 2916 nucleotides long. The record is from the annotation of a GenBank genome assembly. NCBI's taxonomy places the organism in Eukaryota, Metazoa, Nematoda, Chromadorea, Rhabditida, Rhabditidae.
AUGCGGUUUUCGUUUCCAUUGCUUGGAUUCACACUAAUUCUCAUGCUGGCAAUGCCGCCGCGCAAUUUCGCGUCGCCAAAAAGCGCACAUCGACGACGACGUCACGACUAUGAUGAAUUGAUAAGCGACGACGAGACUGAUUACGAGAUGAUCGAGCAACAACCGCCGCCCGACGUGUUCAGCGAAGAGGAGCGGAAUGUCGUUUGGCAGAAUCCCGAGCAUCCCGAACGACGCCAAGGGCGCUACAUAGACGAUGAUCAAACGGAAUUUGUGCGCACUGAAACAUCGGAUCAAGUCUACAAAAAACUUCGGACGUAUAUCUGUCCGAUUUCCCGCAUGUUUGUCGGCGACAUACCACAAGACAUGUCGACAAUGACGGAUGAGGCGCAUUUUCUCCAUCGAACCUGCUCAUCAUUACACCAUAUCAUUCUAAGAUGUUGCCGACUGCUAGCCAAGGAUUACGGUGCAGGUGCUUUGCCGAGGCAAAUCGAAUGCUAUUCAUGCAUGUCACUGUCAUACCAAACAAGCUGGAAAUACUUGCAGACGACGUAUAUUUACCCAAAGGUAUUCACGGACCGUUGUAGGGACCCGAGCAGUGAAAGAGGAAUGCCUACGGUGAUGUGUAGUAGUGUUUGCGUUUCUUUAAUGGAACCAGAUAUCGAAGCAGGUGUAUUUAUUGGAUUCAAACACAUUCGAGGAUGCCUCGAUCGCAUACUUCGACAUGGCUUCAAUCAAUCCGCAUUGCGAACACAUCGAUUUCAUCAAAAUAAUCAAUGUCGAACUCUUAGCCGGUCUGCUCUUUUUAAUCCAGCUCGAGCAACGGAUCCACCAGCAAUUGGAGAUGUGCAGCUGUGCUCAUGCAUGGAUGAUGCAUAUAUUAAUCAACCUUCCACAUCAAACUGCCUUGAACAAGAACAGAAAAACGAUACUGUUAUUGAAUAUAUCGACGAUCAAGGAAAUAGCGUUAUUUUUGACGCUUCGACAUCGACUGUUUUUGUCGACGCUGAUGGAAAUACUGUAAUCUGUACAGAGUCAUUUGAUGAUUACGCGCAAAAUGUUGUUCAAGAGGAAAUUGUUGGAAUGAACUCAAAUAAUGAUAUGCCAAACGAAGUACUAUUAACUGCUAACAGCCUGAAAUCAAAACCGGUCCUUGAAUGCAAAUCUGGUGUUUCAAGCAAGAAAGAUUUGUCAGUUAAUCGAACAAUUAAUAAAGACGGAUCUCUUCUCAACAAGAAUUUACCGGAUAUGAAAAACAUGUUUAACGUUAUUUCUCAAUCCGCCAUGCGAAAAGUUGAGAAUGUUUUCAAUUCGAACGUUGACACAACGACAGAAUCUGCAUCGGAAACCAAGGACAUUUAUAAUUCGUUUCUCGACGGUGAAGGAGAAAAAGAACUUGAUAUGAACAAUAUGGAAAUGGAUUUAACGGUGACGCAAGAGCCGAUGGAGAAGUAUCGGCCAUUGGGAUCAAGAAUUUAUCACGAAGAUUGGCCGUUGUAUUGUAGAGAAUCCAUUGAUUUCAAGUCCGCUUGCGAAAUUUUGACCGGUGCUCGAUUUAUACCCGAAGAGCUCAUUUGCAAAACGUUUCCUCAAAAUUUUCAACAAGAAGGAACUUUUAUAAUUUAUGGAGAAUCGAAUCAUUUGCCGGUUACGUCUGACAAUCUUGGGAAAUGGGGAUCACCUUGUGGAAAAAUUCGAUUUUACAAAAAAUCCGACGAUGGAAAAGUGAUUCGAGUUGAUGAUGGUAAAGGGAAUUUGAAAGAAUGGGCCAAAGAUUUCACCUAUCGUGUAUCUCUGAAAAAAUACGAACAUGUGCUAACAAAAAAGUCGAGAGAAAACGGCAAAGGAUUCUACGAGAAAAAAGAACAUCCAUGGGAUUUCACACAUCUUGUAACUCAAAACAAAUUCAACCAUUCGAAAUUGAUGGAAUCCAAUAACAUGGAAUCUGAAAAUCCAAAUCGCGAAAUAACGCGAAUUCCAAAGACCGCUUGCGCAUUUUUUGAAGGCUUCCCAUUGUAUUCAACGUCUCCAUUAGAAUUCACCGAAGCUGCCAUGAUUCUUAUCGGAGGAACUACUAUAGAUGCCAAUAAAAAAUGCGAAGCGGUUCCUGUGGGAUAUCGUGAAAAUGGAACAUUCGUCAUUGAUUUGAAACGACUAUCAUUUAAUAUUCUGGAAAUUCGCCGUGAUGCAAACGGACAAUGGUCGAAGCCGUCAGGGCAGAAUCGAUAUUACAAAUUCGACACUAAUGGUGAUGCGAUAAGAGUUGAUCGCAGCGGAAAACUGAUGAAGGGAAUUGAAUAUGACAUAAAAGUGCUAUGCAAAAGAUAUGACAAUCUUGAUGCCGACAAAAAGUUUGUGCGCAAAAUUUACACCGCUAGCACAAGAGCCGGACUAAUGUUCGAAGGAUCGCCGAAUGUCGCAGUUUUGUCGUAUAUGUGGAAAAGUGAGCCAAUACCAUUUGUGGCGACGGGCGCUCAAAAUAAUGUAAUUGCGAAUUCGAAAGACUGCAAAAUGAUCAUCGACGAGGAUGAAUUCAUUGAUCCCGAUUUAGAUGAAGAAUGCGUUCAAGUUGUGAAACUGAAUGAGCCGUCGCGAUCUCGAAGAAGACUUAAAAGGCCGAGAUUUGAAUCAGGCGAAUCGGAGACACGAAUAUUAGUUAACGAUGAUUCGAAUCAAGUCGAUGGAUCUCUUCUCGAGUUGAGGCAUACAUUAAUCAAAAAUGAAUUUGAAAAUCAGGCACGAUUAGCUGGAAUUUUGGACCGAGCCGAACACUUACUAAAUAGUAUUGAACAACGAUUCGUUGAGCCCGAAAUAGACAUCUAUCAGCCUAAUCGCCAUCAAGAUGAUCUCAACAACUCGUGGACUGAGCCUAUAAUUGAAGAAGAAGUUGUAUCAUGCACUGCUGACAAUUUUCAAUAA